CCAAUAAAAUGCCGAAAAGAAAGCUAAAAACGCCGGAAUCCACUGAAACCACCAAAAUCUGCAAGAAAAACGACAAUUUUUCGGAUUUCUGGAGCGAAAAACUCGAUGAAAUCGGCAGUGCCCACCUCGCGGACACAAAAUCCCGCACAAAAAGCGCCGUGAAGCAUGAGCUCACGGGAAUUGGCUCGAGCUCCAUCUACAAAGGAACUCGCGACCUUCAACUACCGAAAAGCGAAGAUUUAUCGAAUUUUGGGUGGAAUGAGGGGGUUUUGGAGCAUUUACAGGUGCUCCUCGAGGAAAUUGAGGUCGAUGAGAAGAAAGAGGAGCAAAUUGAAGCCGAACGUGGAGCUAUUCUGAAAUUUACAGCAGAAUAUCGCGAUUUAUUGGCGAUCACCGGGGAUCAGGGCGGUUAUCGGUCAAUCUACUGUGCUCACAUCAUCCAGCACCUGAUUCGGAAUAAAAAUCUCAUUAUUGGCAAUAAAAGAAAGCUGGAAAUCGCCUCAACACAGGAAGGCGGAGCCGACGAGGAAACAAUUGAAUCGUGUCGAGACUCGGGAUUUGUUCGACCCGUUGUUCUUGUGCUAUGCGCCUUUAAAAAAGACGCCUACGAUAUUAUCAAUCGGCUCAGGCGAAUUCUUCAUGGCGAUGAUGAGGGCAAAAGCGAGGUGUGGAACAAAAAUCGUUUCGAAGAAGAGUACAGCGGUCCAACAGAGCUUCCAACGACUCGAGCCGACUUUCCAGACGAUCACAAGGAGCUUCUGCUCGGAAAUAAUGACGACGCCUUUCGAAUCGGCCUAGCCAUUUCGAAAAAAGUGCUGAAACUGUACGAGAAAUUCGAAAAAGCCGACAUUCUUGUGUGCUCACCGCUGGGGCUCCGAAUGAUUUUGAAUGGAGAUGAUGGGAAUGAGGCUCAUUUGAUAAGUAGUAUUAAUAUGACUAUUGUUGAUAGGACAGACAUAAUGCUACAGCAAAAUUGGGAGAAUCUUCAACUCAUUUUCUCUCAUCUUCACUCUCAACCAUCAAAAAUUGAUGUCGAUAUUUCCAGAGUUCGAAAGCUUUAUCUUGAUGGCCAAUCUCGUCACUUUUCGCAACUUUUAAUGUUCUCGAGGUAUUCACACGAGCUCUUCACCUCUCUAAUGCUCCAAAACUCGCAAAAUCAUCGUGGAUUAGUGAUUGCGAAGCCAAAACAGUCAGGAACGUUGAGCAAUAUCGAAAUUCCCCUAUGCCAGGAGCUGCACAAAUUUGAAGUUAAGGAUCCAAACGAGACGUCGGAUUUGAGAUUCAAGUAUUUUGUGGAUAAGAUAAUGCCAUCACUAAUUCCCCGUACUCUGAUCGUAAUUCCAUCAUAUUUCGACUUUGUCCGUGUCCGAAAUCACCUGAAAAAGGCCGAAGAGAGUUUUGUAAUGUGCCAUGAAUACGCUACGAGAGCAAAAGUCGACAGAGCUCGUGAAAUGUUUUUCCACGAGAGAAAAAGCUAUUUGGUUGUCACUGAACGCUGGUAUUUCUUCAAUCGACGUCAUUUGACUGGUGUUCACCGUGUUGUAUUCUACCAACUGCCAUCCCAUCCACUCUUCUACUCGGAAUUCAUUAAUAUGUCCGACGCCGAGACCUCUCAACGUUUCCUAGCCGUGCUUCUCCUCUGCAAAUACGAUCGAAUUCGUCUGGAAAACACUUUUGGCACCGAAAUGGCAGCCGCUGUGAUGUCCAAUAAGCAAGCUGUUCAGGCUAUUGUUAGCCAGUGAAUUUUGUGUUGUAAAACUUCUUUUUUUUUAUUUUUGAAUUGUUAUUGUUAUGAUAUACUCCUCUCUUUUUGCUGUUAUUGUUAUACACCCGGAAAUUUUUUUCUCAAAAAAAAUAAAAUUUGUUAAAAGUAAUAAAACCUGCGAUACAAC
This is a messenger RNA of Caenorhabditis elegans, 1892 nucleotides long. RefSeq names its product Digestive organ expansion factor homolog (gene Y41C4A.9). The coding region runs from base 9 to 1742 and encodes 577 amino acids. Gene Ontology annotation, molecular function: U3 snoRNA binding. The transcript is spliced from 9 exons. Lineage: Eukaryota; Metazoa; Nematoda; Chromadorea; Rhabditida; Rhabditidae. Gene Ontology annotation, biological process: rRNA processing. Gene Ontology annotation, cellular component: nucleolus. The record is from RefSeq and is marked reviewed.